AUGUACUGCCAAUCCAUGGUUCUCCUUGCUGCCGCCUUCGCGUCGUUGGUGGCGGCCUCGCCUAUGGCGCUCCACGGCGCAAACAGCUGCUCGACCGGGCCGGUCCACUGCUGCAACAGCGUCGAGCACCACACCCAGCCUCACGCAAACACCUUGGCGAGGGGCUCGGGUCUUGUGGGCCUGGAUAUCGAGACAUUGGUGGGGAACAUUGGCUUGGAUUGCAGCCCCAUCGGCCUUUCCAGCACGGACUGUACCGCUCAAACCGUCUGCUGCGACGACGUCACUUUCGAUGGCAAGGUUGCUGUUGGCUGCACACCCGUCAACCUUAGCGUCCUCUAG
Molecule: messenger RNA, 339 nt
Organism: Pleurotus ostreatus (oyster mushroom)
Lineage: Eukaryota; Fungi; Basidiomycota; Agaricomycetes; Agaricales; Pleurotaceae
Exons: 3
Coding region: 1-339 (112 amino acids)
Cellular component (GO): fungal-type cell wall
Molecular function (GO): structural constituent of cell wall
Source: RefSeq, a predicted model, not a curated record